UUAUUUUAUAUACAGUCUAUGGUUGUUAAUUAUUCAUCAUUUUAUAUACAGUCUAUGUUUCUUUAAUACCUUUUAAAAUGUGUCAGUUUGGUUGUAAGGCCGAAGUGCAAAACAGGCUUCCUGUUUGCCGUAGUUUGAGUCGUCUACGUUGGCAACAUGGCGUCCUCAGAUGUCCACGUCCGAAUAUGUGAACAAGAAAUACUCAAAUAUGACUUGGAAAUCAAAGCUCUUAUCCAGUGAGCUCCACUGGUGGUUCAUCCUGGGAGAACAGCUCAGAACGCGUACCGUCCAGCAGUGUUUCUUUGCAGUCACAAAGGAGAACAACAUGUUGAUACCAGUAACUUCACCUACCAAUGAUAUAGAAGGCAUGUGCCUAUCUCGUCCUUGUUUUUGAUGUCUCACCAGGAUAUUAAUGAGUGCACAGGCCCUCAAAGCAAGCUGACAGAACUGAACGCAGAUGUGAAAAAGAGUUUCCACAAUCUCAGAUUGCGGAUUCAGGAUUUAGAGCAGAUGGCUAUGGAGCAGGACAAAGAGUCAGAUAAGCAAGCUUUGGUCAGUCAGGUAGAAGGACACAGAAAACAAAUGCUGAGUAACCAGACAGUUUGGAGGAAAGCCAACCUGGCCAGCAAACUGUCCAUAGACAAUAUGGAGAAGCAGGCACUUCUUAAUGUAGCAGACAGUGCUGUGAGGCAGAGGAAGAUGACCAAAGAGGGUCUGGCUCAGACAACCAGUGACAUUACAGAGAAUCUUAUGAGCAUCAGCCGGAUGAUGGCGCAGCAGGUUAAGCAGAGCGAGGACACCAUGACGUCACUGGCAACCUCCUCAAGGACAAUCCAAGAGACCAACGACGAAUUUAAGACCAUGACGGGGACCAUCCAGCUCGGGAGGAAACUCAUCACCAAGUACAACCGCAGAGAGCUCACAGAUAAACUGCUCAUCUUCCUGGCUCUCGCCCUCUUCCUCGCCACAGUUCUCUACAUCCUUAAGAAGAGACUGUUCCCCUUCCUGUAGACCAGGUACCUUUUUUGAGGAGCUCUUGAAUUACCACAUACAGAACUUUCCAUGGUCAGCGCAAAUGAUUUAAACAACUCUGAAUGCUGCGUGUCAUAUUACACACACACACACACACACAUUACACAUGAGUGUCUGCUCCGUGGAAUGUGGACUGUUCACUCUGCUGAACUGUGACGCUGCUGAGGGUGAAAUAUUGUCUACAAAGACGAAGAUUAACCUACACACCUAUAGUUCCAUGCAGUGUUAUUGAAUCUUUAGUUAGUGUGACAGUAAUGCUGUGUAAUGCUUUUAAUGAAAUCAGUUGUGAGACGAGAUGGACGACCCAUAUUAAUCUUUUGUACAUUCCUAUGGAAGAUAUCCAGUAUGGUUUUUGUUUAUAUAUAUAUAUAUAUUAUGCACACGCAGAUUCUUAAAGUACAGAAAGUAAUUCUCAGACACCUAAAAUAUUAGCUGUCGGGUUGCUUCAGCUGUGAGUGCAGAUCAUAUGCUGACUUCAGUAAAACUCCUGUUUAUGUAUGACACACAAUGGCUUCUUGAGAUUAAAAAAAAUGUCUAAGGAAAAUAAUGUAAACAGAAUUUCAGUAUAAUCUGAUGAAACAAGUGCCACUUUUCAUAUCAGUUCAACAAGCUUUUAUUGGCAUGCAUGUCAUUAAAACAAUAUUAUAGUAGUAUACAAUACUAUUAAUUACUAUUAUUCAGUAGUAGUAUUAAAUAACGCAUAUUUUGGGAACAACACUAGGACUUAACAAACAAACAUGUCUGUGUAACAGAAAGGGGACUUCUUCAUAUAUUCCUCACUAACUGCAGUUUUAACCGUUUUCAGCACUUGAUAUCACAAAGUUGCUAUGGAAAUGACGUACAAGCAUUUUGUGUAAUUGUUAUUUAAAACGAUGUACUGUAUAAUUACUGUAGGGUAUAAUUUAUUACAGCAUUGUAAUGACUUGAUGCUAUUUUUUGGGAGUAGAAUAUUGAAAUGGCUUUUAACUUGGAUACGACUGAAACCCAACUGCAGUCUCUCAGUUUGUGUUUCACUAGCUGGGUAAUCAGAGCAGUGCUUGUACUUGUAUAUGUGCACUUCAGAUUGUCCCUAUGUUCAGUUAGCAUGUAAACCAGGGGAAAAAAAAAAAACUUUUUUCAAAGAAAAAAUGUGCACACUUCCCUCCAUCUCUGCCCGUGUUAGCUUGGCUCAGGUCUGCAGCGGAGCAGAAAAGCUCUGUGGCAGAGAUCGCACUGGCAGAGAUAGAGCAGCAUGCAUCCCUGCCUUUCUUCAGAUAAGACCCGGAAAAGCAGAUUAUUCCGACCCGUUUCCCUCUCCCUUUCCAGUGUGGGUGGAGGGUGAGAGGGGAUAUUUUUAGGUUUGUGUGGUGCCGUUAUCUGACGUUGCCUUUUCAACACCUCGGAGGAGAGGGUGGCCAGAGGAGCUACAUGACCUUGCUACCCUUUCUGCAAUUGCCUGGCGUUGUCAUUUUGUUUAAUAUAUGUAAAUGUUGUCGGUACUGAUUAUCAAUAAAUACAAAGUCUUCUGGCUUGAUGUUUGACAUG
Siniperca chuatsi (mandarin fish) is the source of this 2556-nucleotide messenger RNA. RefSeq names its product BCL2 interacting protein 1a (gene bnip1a). Gene Ontology annotation, molecular function: SNAP receptor activity. Bases 394 to 1011 code for a protein of 205 amino acids. NCBI's taxonomy places the organism in Eukaryota, Metazoa, Chordata, Actinopteri, Centrarchiformes, Sinipercidae. Gene Ontology annotation, biological process: retrograde vesicle-mediated transport, Golgi to endoplasmic reticulum. The transcript has 6 exons. Gene Ontology annotation, cellular component: SNARE complex; endoplasmic reticulum. The record is from RefSeq and is a predicted model, not a curated record.